This is a messenger RNA of Adineta ricciae, 270 nucleotides long. NCBI's taxonomy places the organism in Eukaryota, Metazoa, Rotifera, Eurotatoria, Adinetida, Adinetidae. The record is from the annotation of a GenBank genome assembly.
AUGGGUUCUCUCCUGGAUUGUUUUCGCGGUUCAAAUGCACAACAAAACCAUCGUCCACAGAAUAUACCAACACCUGAUCUCGAUUCUCGUCGACAAGCAGCUGCUGAAGCCGCAAAUCGUCGUCUUGAACAAAUGGAAUCACGAGGAGUCAAUACAGACGAAUUUCAACGAUUGAAACAACGACAAGCCGAGCAGGAACGUUUACAACAACAACAUGACAAGUUGUCUAAACAAGGUGCUACCGAUGGUCUUCGAUGGCAAAUCAAUUAA